This is a messenger RNA of Staurois parvus, 307 nucleotides long. NCBI's taxonomy places the organism in Eukaryota, Metazoa, Chordata, Amphibia, Anura, Ranidae. The record is from the annotation of a GenBank genome assembly.
UGACCAGAGACUGCGGACAGCACAGGGAUGACCAGAGACUGCGGACAGCACAGGGAUGACAGAGACUGCGGACAGUACAGAUGACUGCUGACCUUUGGGGAGAGGAACAGGUAUGAUCAAAGAACAAAGAAGUAAGAGCGGGUACCUGUCAAAUUCAGGUACCCGCUCCCCACUUCCCCAAAGGUCAGCAGUCAUCUCCAUAAGGUCCCGCUGCAGAGCUGAGCGGCCGGCCCGGUAUUCUGACACGGCCGCGGUGGAAAUACCGGACCGGCCGCUCCAUAUUCGCUCCAUAAGACGCACUGACAUU